Messenger RNA from Dendrobium catenatum, 1986 nucleotides. Its product is annotated as UDP-sulfoquinovose synthase, chloroplastic. Lineage: Eukaryota; Viridiplantae; Streptophyta; Magnoliopsida; Asparagales; Orchidaceae. The transcript is spliced from 3 exons. The coding region runs from base 342 to 1787 and encodes 481 amino acids. Gene Ontology annotation, biological process: glycolipid biosynthetic process; sulfolipid biosynthetic process. Gene Ontology annotation, molecular function: UDPsulfoquinovose synthase activity. The record is from RefSeq and is a predicted model, not a curated record.
UGCAGAAGCGGACAUAUCGAGGAAUAUACGGUUCUUCUCCGGCGGCAUCCUCGCAAAAUUCUCUCUUUCUCACCAAAAUCCCCCAAAAAUCUAAAUUUUCUUAUCUAGUUUUAUUUAUUUUUUCCUUUCUCUGCGAUACAAAUUGGUUCAUUUGUUUUUUUCUUCAUCCUAUUUCUUCAGUCCUUUUUACCUAUACCUUUCCUUCUUUAGAGCUCUCACACUAUCUACUCUCCCGCGACGGUGUUGAUUUGGGCAACUGUAGAAAUCGAGGGGAGAUCUCAUCAUCUUCUACUGGGAAAGUUCAUUGCUUAUAAAUUAUGUACUGAAAAACCAACAUCAGAAUGGCACAUUUACUUUCAGCUUCUUGUGCUGUAAACCUGCCUCCAGCAAUAAAAACCUAUUUUAGACCACGAAAUAAGCAUACAACAAGCUGUUCAUCGUCGUUUGUAAGCCGUACAUCUCCAAUCUUCUCAUCAUAUAGGAGAACACUUCAAGAACCAAAUUUUGUGUAUGCUACUGCUACUCCUUUAAGCAAAGAGCUCGAACACAUUCCGAAAUCCGGAUCUUCAACAAAUUCAAAUGGCCCAAUAUCCAAACCCAGAAGGGUGAUGGUUAUUGGUGGUGAUGGAUUUUGUGGUUGGGCUACUUCUCUCCACCUUUCAAAUAAAAACUAUGAGGUUGCUGUAGUUGAUAGUCUAGUCCGUCGAUUAUUUGAUCAUCAGCUUGGUAUCGACUCUCUUACCCCAAUAUCUUCCAUACAAAAUCGAAUCCGUCGAUGGAAAGCGCUUACUGGCAAAACUAUGCAGUUAUACAUUGGUGACAUUUGUGAUUUUGAAUUCCUCUCUGAAGCUUUUAAAUCUUUUGAGCCUGAUGUGGUUGUGCACUUUGGUGAGCAAAGAUCUGCACCAUAUUCCAUGAUAGAUCGAUCAAGAGCAGUGUUCACACAGCAUAACAAUGUAAUUGGAACUCUAAAUGUUCUCUUUGCCAUCAAAGAGUUCAGUGAGGAAUGCCACCUUGUGAAACUUGGGACUAUGGGGGAAUAUGGUACUCCAAAUAUUGAUAUUGAAGAAGGUUAUUUAACAAUCACCCACAAUGGAAGAACCGAUACUUUGCCUUAUCCUAAACAAGCAAGCUCUUUUUAUCACCUGAGCAAGGUUCAUGAUUCACAUAACAUAGCAUUUACAUGUAAGGCAUGGGGAAUCAGAGCUACAGACUUGAACCAAGGUGUGGUUUAUGGAGUAAGGACUGAUGAAACUACACUGCAUGAGGAGCUCUGCAAUAGAUUUGACUAUGAUGGUGUGUUUGGAACAGCUUUGAAUAGGUUUUGUGUUCAAGCUGCUGUCGGGCACCCACUUACUGUUUAUGGCAAGGGUGGUCAAACUCGUGGUUACUUAGAUAUAAGAGACACAGUUCAGUGUGUAGAACUUGCUAUUGCAAAUCCAGCCAAACCUGGCGAAUUCCGAGUCUUCAAUCAAUUCACGGAGCAGUUCUCUGUCAAUGAUCUUGCAGGUCUUGUAACCAAAGCUGGCAAGAAGCUUGGCCUUGAAGUGCAGACUAUUUCUGUGCCAAAUCCUCGAGUUGAAGCUGAAGAACACUACUACAAUGCUAAACACAGAAAGCUUAUUGAAUUAGGACUCAAGCCACACGUUCUCUCUGAUUCUCUUUUAGAUUCUUUGCUUAAUGUUGCAAUCCAGUUCAAGGAUAGAGUUGAUCAUUCACAAAUAAUGCCAAAUAUUUCAUGGAAGAAGAUAGGAGUAAAGCCUAGAACAGCUCCAGUUCAGUUAUGAUGAAGGGGAAGGUAUUAGCAAAUGUAAUAAAGUAGUAUGAUGUCAAUAUUAUAAAAGUUGACAUUUUGUAUGCCAUAUUUCUUAACUUAAGAUGUCUGGAAUGUGUUUCAACUGUUCUUGUACUGAGAUCAGGAUAUAGAACUUGUGCUUUCACCUCCAACUAUAUUUUUAAGUGAGAAAUGAACUUUCUUCUGUCAAA